AAAUUAUGAAAUCAGCUUUUGGAAACGCUUACUGCAUUGCUCUCUAUCGUCAUUCCUUAAACCCUAACCCGUCAAUUCUUCACUUUGUACCCUUCAUUUCCUCUAUUUGCUCCCUUCCCUCCGGCGUUUCCAGAAGCCUUCCUUCUUGUUUUCCUCCCCGCGUUUCUCUCUGUUCCACUUCCAUGGCCGGCGGUGAUUCCUACUCGCCCCUAACAUCUCCUCCCUUGGAGAUGCAGUUCGAGAAGUUCCGAGUCCAGCUAGAAGAUUCCGGCACCUUACGUGAACGCAUACGUACCGUAGUUAUGGAAAUCGAGUCGUCUACUCGUCUCAUGCAAGCUAGCCUCCUCCUCGUUCACCAAUCUAUACCAAUACCCCAGGUUUUAGAGAAGGCAAAUACUCAGAAUAAUGUUCUAAAGGAUCUUUACAGUAAACUUGCUGAAGUUGUUAGGGAAUGCCCUGGACAAUAUUACAGAUAUCAUGGAGAUUGGAGGAGUGAAACUCAAAUGGUAGUUUCUUUGCUUGCCUUUAUGCAUUGGUUGGAAACUGGAAAUCUGCUUGUGCAUGCUGAAGCAGAGGAAAAGCUUGGAUUGAAUGAUUCGGAUUUUGCUUUAGAUCUGGAGGAUUAUCUUGUUGGUAUUUGUUUCAUGUCAAAUGAAAUGCCGAGGUAUGUGGUGAACCAAGUGACUGCUGGUGACUAUGAUUGCCCAAGAAAGGUGUUGAAGUUCUUGACAGAUCUUCAUGCAGCCUUUCGGAUGCUUAAUCUCCGGAAUGAUUUCCUGCGCAAGAAGUUCGAUAGUAUGAAGUAUGACCUAAGAAAAGUUGAAGAGGUCUAUUAUGAUGUUAAGAUUCGAGGCUUGGCAACCACCGGUGAUUCUGUCGGUGAUCAAGGAACCCAAAAGAUAUGAUAGGGUGCAAAAGUGCUAUAUAGAACUUAGAGACUAAACUCUUCCUUUUCUUGACUGCAAUUUCUUAAGGGGGUUCGUGAUCCUUUACCGCAUGGUGUAGAGCCAAAUUUUGCCACCAAAACAAGGUAAAAAGGUUCAAUAAAUAGUUGUAAUAAAAGCAUA
Molecule: messenger RNA, 1067 nt
Organism: Hibiscus syriacus
Lineage: Eukaryota; Viridiplantae; Streptophyta; Magnoliopsida; Malvales; Malvaceae
Product: translin-like
Exons: 7
Coding region: 6-905 (299 amino acids)
Biological process (GO): RNA metabolic process
Cellular component (GO): nucleus; cytoplasm
Molecular function (GO): single-stranded DNA binding; sequence-specific DNA binding; RNA binding
Source: RefSeq, a predicted model, not a curated record